AUGUCAACAUCCGACAAGCCUAUUCAAUACGAAACGCUUCAAAAUGUCGUCAAAACAGACACAAACUGUACAUUUGAGGAGCCUCCUGGUCGCCAAUCAGACGUCCGCGACUGUCUGAUACCAUCUGGCUCCUCGUCUUCGGACCCAAAACGCCAGAACUGGAGGCAACAUUGGAAGAGGAUUGGACUUGCGAGCAUCGCUGCAAUAGUAUUCGGCACUGUGGUGAUGUUUGCCUCGUUAGCGAUUCUCGUCUUUCUCUGGCAGGGCGCUCAACUCGCUGAGCGUCGUCAAGAGCCAGUCCUUUGGCAGACCAUUGUCUUUCACGGCUGGGCACCUCAAGUUGUCACUGUUUGCUCCGCUGCGAUUCGUAUCGUCAUGGGUUUGCAAAACGGCUUCGUGGUUGCAGCCGUGGCAGCCAUCAUGCUGGAAACUUUAGGUGCUUCACUCGUCGACACGGCCAUGCUGUCGGUUGAGAGAGCCCUGGGAUCAAGCCCUCUCAACCUUUUGCCUCCAGCUCUAAGGCGAUGCUCCACCAGAGAGGACCGUAUUUCAGCCAUAAUACACCUUUUACUGGUAAUGACUGCCCUAGUCAUUAGUCUGGCUUCAACCUUUACCUCGACCAUUCUCCUCUCUGACUUUAGGUCUGGCUUGGUUGCAUCGCCCUCUGUCACGGCCAAGACAGGAAUCGACUUUGCCACAGCGGGAGGGUAUCGAUAUUUUGGAACGUCUGUUAUAAAGUCAAGGCCCGUGGCCAACUGGCGAUUCGCCGAAGCCAAAGAUGGCGCCCUCUCUACCAAGGGCGACACAGGCGACACAUACCGUUCCAUGAUGCCCUUUCAAGAUGUAGACUCGAGGAGACUACUCGAGUUCUACUCCGGACCUGCCGCCGUCACAAACUUCAGGACCUUUUGCGUCGCCCCAGAGUUUCGAAACUUGACUCUUGCUCGCAUCCAAGUCCCGGAUAACGGCGGCGAGAGGAGCCUCAACGUCCUCGCCGACCUACUUCCCAGCACGGAUUGGAAGUUAAAGUAUGAGCCCUUCAUCGGCACCGACAAGCCUAGUCAAAUAAAGGCUCGACUGCUCGAUAAUUGGCAUGCCUCUUCGCCGCCUAGCUGGCCGCUGACACUCUACUACUCUCUUGGCGACACGUUUAAGCCCGAGAAUCAAUCAACUACUUGGCCCUAUUUCUUCCACCGGGCCUUUCUCUUUAACUCGACUGUGCUCCUUAAUGAGACCGAUAGGUGGAGUGACGACCUGCCUGAGGCACUGCGUAAUCUCACCACAAAGAAGCAAGGCUUGUGGACAAAGGUCAUGAAUGCCGACGGAGUCGAGGUUUUCAGUGCUACCGAAUUCUACUUCAACAAUGCUGGACCGCGGCUGUACAAUGUUACCAUGUCUGGCCGCGGUAUACAAUCUGAGCCUACUGGAGACUGGCGCCGUGGACCAGGUCGUGGGAACCAGAUGGAUACACUCCAUCAGAUGGGCGUCGGAGCUGCUUUUGAAGAUCGUGGUAUCUUAGAGCUCAACAUAGGCUCUCACCUUCCCGAAGAUAACAGACCCUAUCAAAUGCCCCUUGGCCCUACUGCUCUAUCAGCCUCAGGUACCUCAUCUUACUCCGUCACUCAAUACUCCUGGGCCUUUAGCGACUCCUGGAUGACCACCAUGUCCAUGGGCUCGAUGGAGUUCCCGCACCCGGCUCACUCAUCCGUCUUUCAGAGUAUCAUCCAGCAGACUGAGGAUCCGGCCCAGGCAGUGCAGGCCUUGAUGACUCGACUGUAUCAAAUGCAGUACUAUGAUUUUCUGCCAGAUUUUGAUUACAAACAAACCACCGAGACGAUGUACUCGACCGAGAGGAUCAUCCCGUCACGGUGGACAGGGCUUGUCGUCGUCUUCUGCCUCGUGGCGGUUCACCUCCUACUGGUCUUGGUUACGAUGGUGCUCUUCAUUUCUCGGACGAGGGGUUCUGCGCUUGGGAACAUCUGGCAGGCUGUCUCCCAGAUGGCUUCUCCCGCAACGAGGCAAAUUCUUGAGUCGACAGAUUCUAAACGAGAUGAUGAGGUGAGAUCCUCCGUCAAGAUAAUGGGCAAGGAUGCUGGGGUAUAUGGCAUGUCACGGUCAGUUGAGACGGGGAGGAUGGAGAUUCAGCUUCGGGAGAGAAAGGAGAUUAUGGACUCGAAAUUGUUACCAUGA
This is a messenger RNA of Fusarium vanettenii 77-13-4, 2190 nucleotides long. RefSeq lists its product as uncharacterized. NCBI's taxonomy places the organism in Eukaryota, Fungi, Ascomycota, Sordariomycetes, Hypocreales, Nectriaceae. The record is from RefSeq and is a predicted model, not a curated record. Bases 1 to 2190 code for a protein of 729 amino acids. The transcript has a single exon.